Molecule: messenger RNA, 309 nt
Organism: Bursaphelenchus xylophilus (pine wood nematode)
Lineage: Eukaryota; Metazoa; Nematoda; Chromadorea; Rhabditida; Aphelenchoididae
Source: the annotation of a GenBank genome assembly
AUGAGGAUGCGAUCUUUCUCGUAUUUGGUCAUGGUCAUCUUGAUGACCCAGGUAACCUCUUCAAUGCCGGACACGAAGUUGUGGAACUGACGAAGUGGUCCCAGCAGCGAACCUUGUGUCGCCAAGCAUCACAGGCCUACUUGGCUCAGAAUGAUGAAGACAACAUUGCUAAGGUUGCGUAUGAAGUGGGGCCAAACGUCACUUGUAAGUGUGAUCUGUAUAUUCACAUUUGUUUUAGACACUGAUGCCAGCAGUAUCUAUUUAAUAAGACUACACGAGUGGAAUUCUCGACACCGCCGAGCCUUAUGA